This is a messenger RNA of Baudoinia panamericana UAMH 10762, 1281 nucleotides long. RefSeq lists its product as uncharacterized. The record is from RefSeq and is a predicted model, not a curated record. Bases 1 to 1281 code for a protein of 426 amino acids. The transcript is spliced from 4 exons. NCBI's taxonomy places the organism in Eukaryota, Fungi, Ascomycota, Dothideomycetes, Mycosphaerellales, Teratosphaeriaceae.
AUGUCAGUCCAGCAGAUUCAAAGCGUCGGCAUCUACCACGGCCUGCCUGUCUACCCAGCGGAAACCAAUGGGUUGACAGCCAUAAUAACUGGCGCCAAUGGCAUCAGCGGUCACUACAUGCUGCGUGUCCUGUCACAAGCCCCAAGACGAUGGAAGAAGAUCUAUUGCUUGAGUCGCCGACCACCACUUGUUCCAGGCGGUCUACCCGAGAAUGCGGCUCAUAUACCGUUGGACUUCUUAAAGAAGCCUGACGAAAUAGCGGAAACGCUCAAAGAACACCAGGUGACUGCGGACCAUGUCUUUUUCUUCUCGUACAUCCAGACGCCUCCAAAAGAAGGUGGCGGCCUUUGGAGCGACGCUGAAGAGAUGUGUCGAGUCAAUGCAUUACUGCUAUCGAACUUUCUUGAGGCGAUCAAGCUGGCUAGCAUUAAGCCAAAGCGCUUUAUGCUGCAGACUGGAGCGAAGAACUACGGAGUGCAUCUGGGUCCAACAAAGGUACCACAAGAGGAGACGGAUCCACGAGUCACCUUGGAGCCCAACUUCUACUAUCCGCAGGAAGAUCUAUUGUUCGACUACAGCAAGACCUCCGGAUGUGGCUGGGCAAUAUGUAUGCCUGGUCCUAUCUUGGGUGCUGUCCCAGACGCGGCCAUGAAUGUUGCAUUCCCACUCGCGGUCUACUGUGCCGUAUGCCGAAAGCUAGGUCGUCCUCUCGAGUUUCCAGGUGACAUUGAAUCAUGGCGCAUGGCUCAGUCUUGCAGCAGCUCAAUGAUGAAUGCCUACAUGGAGGAGUGGGCAGUCCUGCUGGGCCCACCGGACCAGAAGUACAAUACUUGCGACAGCAGCUCGUUUGCCUGGGAGAGCGCAUGGCCGCGCAUCGCAGGCUGGUACGGUAUUGAACCGAAAGGUCCACAGGAUGGUGAUGAGUAUACUGCCACCGAGACGAGAUUCAACCCACGCGGGUACGGACCGAAGGGAGUGACGAGGCGCAAGUUCUCUGUCGUUGACUGGGCGAAGCGGGACGGUGUGCAGAAGGCUUGGAGAGAGCUGGCGCAAGAGCAUGACCUGAGUCAGAAGGAAUUGGUCGACAUUGACCGUGUCUUUGGCUUCCUUCAAGGUAGUCUCUGCCGGCCUGCGCCGCUUUACUACAGCAUGGACAAAAGUCGCAAGCUCGGAUUCCACGGCUUCGUCGACUCCACCGAGUCCUUUCUGGAGGUCUUCGACGACCUUGCUAAGAUCAAGAUGAUCCCGCCGGUGCCCAAGGUCAAAGUCUCCUUCAAUUAG